Messenger RNA from Dovyalis caffra, 2982 nucleotides. NCBI's taxonomy places the organism in Eukaryota, Viridiplantae, Streptophyta, Magnoliopsida, Malpighiales, Salicaceae. The record is from the annotation of a GenBank genome assembly.
AUGAAAAUCCGUACUCUGAAACUCAGAGAAGCCCACAAAUCUAUCAAUGGUAUUAACAACAGCCCUUCCUUCUGUUCCAUCUUAUGGGACCAACAGGCCCUUCAUCUCGUUACAGCCUCCUCCUCUGACCCAUCAAUUUCCAUCCAUGACCCUCUUCUCCCCUCAAAUCCUCCAAAGAUUCUCCGCCGCCACCGCGACGGUGUUACUGGCUUGGCUCUUAGCCCUAACUCCACCUGCCUCGCCUCUGGAUCUAUUGACCGCUCCGUCAAGCUCUAUAAGUUUCCAAGUGGCGAGUUUGAGACUAAUGUAACUAGAUUCACGCUGCCGAUUCGUGCUCUUGCAUUUAAUAAAUCAGGGAGUAUGCUGGCAGCGGCUGGCGAUGAUGAAGGCAUUAAACUUAUUAAUACAAUCGAUGGUUCGAUUGCUAGGGUUCUGAAAGGACAUAAAGGACCUGUCACUGGCUUAGCUUUCGACCCUAUAAAUGAGUACUUGGCAUCAGUAGAUUCUAUUGGGACUGUUUUAUUUUGGGAACUGCAGUCUGGUGGGAUCUUACACACACUAAAAGGUGUUGCUCCUAAUGCUGUAUCGGACACUUCUGUCAUGAAUAUAGUUAGUUGGAGUCCAGAUGGGGAGACCUUGGCUGUCCCUGGUUUGAGAAAUGAUGUGGUGAUGUAUGAUAGAGACACAGCAGAGAAGCUGUUUACAUUUAGAGGUGACCAUGUGCAGCCUGUAUGUUAUUUGUCUUGGUCACCUAAUGGCAAAUACAUGGCCACUUCUGGUUUGGACAGGCAGAUUCUGAUAUGGGAUGUCGAUAAGAGGCAGGACAUUGACAGGCAAAAGUUCGAGUAUAGAAUAUGUUGUAUGGCAUGGAAGCCAAUUGGUAAUGCAUUGGCUGUCAUUGAUGCUACGGGAAAGUAUGGUCUGUGGGAAUCAGUUGUUCCUUCUUCAUUGAAAUCUCCUACAGAAGAUAUUCCAAGUUUGAAGAACAGUAAUGGGCUUCUUUUGUUUGAUGAGGAGGAUCCAGAGCCCAGUACGUCUGGUAGUUUAAGUGAUCUUGGCGAAGAUAGUCUUGGUGAAUCAGAACCACCUAGCAGGAAAAGACUACGUAAACAGUCUGAAUUUGAAGAUCCAGAUGAGGAUAUUAAUGACGAGUUGAGCUUGCUUCCGAAGACUGAACCCAGAAAAAAGGCGCGUUGUGCUGGCAAGGAAAACUUGGGAAAUGAGGGACUAAUAAGUGUGAAAUCUGCUAGGUUGACGAUGCAGGAGGCUUUUCAGCCAGGUGCUACUCCUCCACUGCCUGGAAAGAGGCGCUUCCUGUGCUACAAAAUGCUUGGAACUAUAACUACAGUGGAAAAUGAUGGAUACUCCCACAUAGAGAUCGACUUUCAUGAUACUGGCAGAGGUCCGCGAGUUCCUUCAAUGACCGACCAUUUUGGUUUCACAAUAGCCUCAUUAAAUGAGAAUGGAAGUGUUUUUGCCAAUCCCUGCAAAGGUGAGAAGAAUAUGAGUACUCUCAUGUAUCGCCCGUUCAGCAGCUGGGCAAACAACAGUGAGUGGUCUAUGCGAUUUGAAGGGGAAGAAGUGAAAGUUGUGGCACUUGGUACUUCUUGGGUUGCUGCAAUUACUAGUCUUAAUUUUCUGCGCAUCUAUACUGAUGGUGGUUUGCAGAGAUAUAUUCUCUCCCUUGAUGGACCAGUGGUGACUGCAUCAGGCUUCAAAAAUCAACUUGCAGUUGUAACUCAUGCUUCUGAUUGUCUUUCCUCAAGUGAUCAGAUGCUAGAGUUCAGAGUAUUUGACAUAUCUAAUGGGACCCAGCCACUUACAGGGUGUCUUCCCUUAACUCCAGGUUCACAUCUAACAUGGUUCGGGUUUAGUGAAGAAGGCCAAUUAAGUUCAUAUGACUCUAAGGGUGUUUUGCGGGUUUUCACAAGCCAAUUUGGUGGUAGUUGGCUCCCAAUCUUCAGUGCUAGUAAAGAGAAGAAGUCUGAUGAAAGCUACUGGGUGGUUGGACUGAAUGCUAGCAAGUUGUUUUGUAUUGUCUGCAAGAGUUCUGACAUGUUUCCACAGGUGAUGCCCAAACCAGUCCUCUCUCUAUUGAAUCUUUCAUUCCCUGUUGCAUCCUCUGAUCUGGGAGCAGAUGCCCUGGAAAAUGAGUUUAUACUGAACAGCAUGCACCUCUCACAGAUUCAGAGAAGGAUGGAAGAGAUGGCAGUUGCUGGUUUGGAUACCACUGCACUUGAUGAUGAGGCUUUCAAUAUGGAGGCAACUCAAGAUAGAUGCAUCCUGAGGCUGAUUGCGUCUUGCUGUAAUGGUGAUAAGCUUGUGAGGGCUACAGAACUUGUGAAGCUUUUAUCACUGGAAAAAUCGAUGAAGGGAGCCAUAAAGCUUGUUACAGCUCUGAAGCUUCCAAAUUUGGCAGAACGAUUCAACAGCAUACUGGAGGAAAGAUUGCUUAAUGAAUCCAAGGAAACUCACAAAACCCCCGUCAUGAACUCUAACGGUAGUGCAUCUCUAACAGCUGAUGCUGCAGUCAGCAGCACGAUAUUGACUUCAACUGGAAAAAAUGAAACACCCGAACCUAGCAUUGCCUUCUCAUCACCAACACUGUCAGCCCCACUAUUUAUCAAAAAAGCAAAUAAGCAAGAACGUGAAAAAGGUGAUCAGAACCAAACUGCAAACGCAAAGACCAGUAUGGAGACGAGCAAUGCAGAGAAGGUGAAAAAUGCUGGAAAUGUGAAAAGUGUAGAAGGAAAGAUGACAAGCGAAGUGUUAAAGAGAUGUACGUAUUGUGGAAUGGAUAGCACUCCACAAUGGAGGAUGGGUCCAUUGGGUCCGAAGACGCUGUGUAACGCUUGCGGUGUAAGGUACAAGACUAGAAGACUGUUCUCGGAGUAUCAGCCGGCUGCCAGCCCUAGUUUUGAUGAGAAAAGGCAUUCAAAUUUUCAUAAGCAGAUUUGGAAAAAGAGGGCCAAUUUGAACUAA